AUGACGUUUGUAAAGGGCUAUUCUGGCGAGAAAGGUGACACGGGAUUAUUCGGGAAAAACGGAAUUAAGGGCGACCCUGGUUCAAGAGGUUUACCUGGUCCAAGAGGUUCCGUAGGUCCUCCUGGUGCAACUGGUGAGACUGGAAAACAGGGAGUGUCGGGCCCACGAGGAGUAACUGGAGAUACCGGACAGCAAGGUCCAGUAGGUCCUCCAGGUUUGCCUGGUCUUAAAGGAUUCCAAGGAAUAAAGGGAGACAAAGGAUACCAAGGAUCACAAGGUUUAGCAGGUUUGGAUGGAAAACCGGGCCCACCAGGACAUUCGGGACCAGAUGGACCUUCCGGGGAAAAGGGCGGGAAGGGCGCUCGAGGCUUUACAGGUCACAAAGGAGAACAAGGUGGUCAAGGAAUACCAGGACCUACGAUCGAUGAGAACACGAAAAAUUUAAUGAAAAGUUGUUGUGACCCUGUAAAUAGCUUUCAGUCAAUAAUAGAUGAAAUCAUAGAAAAUGUCACACAAAUGAGAAUUGAUUUAGCGAAUGGUUAUGACAAACCAGCGUUUCAUGUAUCAGGAAGUGGUGCCGACUGGAAAAGCUAUUCGUCUGGUAAUAUGUGAUAAUAGAAUUUGAAAUACUUAGAUUAUUGCAAUAUU
Molecule: messenger RNA, 648 nt
Organism: Corticium candelabrum
Lineage: Eukaryota; Metazoa; Porifera; Homoscleromorpha; Homosclerophorida; Plakinidae
Product: collagen alpha-1(X) chain-like
Exons: 11
Coding region: 1-612 (203 amino acids)
Biological process (GO): extracellular matrix organization
Molecular function (GO): extracellular matrix structural constituent conferring tensile strength
Source: RefSeq, a predicted model, not a curated record